Pimephales promelas (fathead minnow) is the source of this 341-nucleotide messenger RNA. Lineage: Eukaryota; Metazoa; Chordata; Actinopteri; Cypriniformes; Leuciscidae. The record is from RefSeq and is a predicted model, not a curated record.
AUGGUUCUAGUGGACAUUAAGCUCCUGUCGGGCUUCACUGCAGAUACAUCACUGCUCGGUUCUUCACCCCAAACGUUUGCUCCGCUAGUGGAACGGGUUGAUGCUGAAGAUGAUGGUGUCAUAGUGUAUCUGAAAGAGGUUCCCAAAGGCGUCCCCAUGAGUUACACUCUGCAGCUGAAUCAGGUUCUUGCAGUGGAAAAUCUCAAGCCUGCAGUCAUAAAGGUUUAUGACUACUAUCAGACAAGUGAUUCGUUUGAGACUACCUACACAUCUCCCUGUUCAUGAUUCGAUUCAGUACUGGCUAUAGGAUGCUUGACAAAUAAAACCACUUUUAGACCCAG